Molecule: messenger RNA, 880 nt
Organism: Dromiciops gliroides (monito del monte)
Lineage: Eukaryota; Metazoa; Chordata; Mammalia; Microbiotheria; Microbiotheriidae
Gene: SSR3
Product: signal sequence receptor subunit 3
Exons: 5
Coding region: 113-670 (185 amino acids)
Biological process (GO): SRP-dependent cotranslational protein targeting to membrane
Cellular component (GO): membrane; endoplasmic reticulum
Source: RefSeq, a predicted model, not a curated record
CGGCCGCGAGGGGCGGGGCGCAGGCCUUCGCCCUCCCCUGCUUCUCGCUCGCGCCGGGCCGCAGUGGAGCCGAGCGGAGCCGGCCGUCUCCUCGCGUUUCUCGGUCCCGGCCAUGGCUCCCAAGGGUGGCCUCAAGCAGCAGUCGGAGGAGGACCUGCUCCUGCAGGAUUUCAGCCGCAACCUCUCGGCCAAGUCGUCGGCGCUCUUUUUCGGGAAUGCCUUCAUCGUGUCGGCCAUCCCCAUCUGGCUCUACUGGCGAAUAUGGCACAUGGACCUCGUGCAGUCGGCCGUCCUCUACAGCGUCAUGACCCUGGUCAGCACGUACCUGGUCGCUUUUGCCUACAAGAACGUCAAGUUUGUUCUCAAACACAAGGUAGCCCAGAAGAGGGAGGACGCUGUCUCCAAAGAAGUGACUCGGAAACUUUCUGAGGCUGACAACAGGAAGAUGUCUCGGAAAGAGAAAGACGAAAGAAUCCUGUGGAAAAAAAAUGAAGUGGCCGACUAUGAAGCUACAACCUUCUCCAUCUUCUACAAUAACACCCUUUUCCUGGUCUUGGUCAUUGUCGCUUCUUUCUUUAUCCUGAAGAACUUCAACCCAACCGUGAACUAUAUCUUAUCCAUCAGUGCCUCGUCAGGCCUGAUUGCCCUGCUGUCUACCGGCUCCAAAUAGAUGAAGAGAAGAUCCUUCCUUGUAGGGCUGGGCUGUGGUAACAGAAGGGGAGGAGAGGGACUGGGGAGGGAGACAUGCAAGAGCUGUUUUUUAUAGGCAAAUCUAACAGGUUUUGUGCGUGUUUUUUUUAAAAUAAGAAGAUGUAAAAUAACCUUUGUUUUUUGGGCUCCUUUUGACAGAUUGUUGAAAUAAAAUAAAUUGGUCAGAAAA